Molecule: messenger RNA, 7733 nt
Organism: Closterium sp. NIES-67
Lineage: Eukaryota; Viridiplantae; Streptophyta; Zygnematophyceae; Desmidiales; Closteriaceae
Source: the annotation of a GenBank genome assembly
GCCUCCCUCUCAUCCUCGUAACCCCUCAGCCAUGGCUUUACGCCAUGGCCUCUCCCUUCGGAAAUUCAAGCACACGGUCUGACUGAAGAAUUUCGUCUUGGAGCCAGCUUAGCAUUGCGUAUGGGUCUGUCUCAAAUGGAGGCUUCGCGGCUGCACCUGUGGCAUUGUAGACUGAGUCCGAGCAUGUCACAAUCUGAGCAUGUCAGAGUCUUUCUUGAAUUACCCGUUCCUGAACGUGAAUCUUUCAUCACAAUUUCGACUUCACGCGCCGUGCUUCUUUGUUCUGCCUUUCUUUGUCUAAAUCCCCGCCUCGAUUUCAUGCUCGAAUUACCAGGUUCCAGCAACAACAGCAUGGCUCCUAGUUAUUCUUAGCAUAUCAGCAUUGUAACAGUAAUUCCGGUGAGGAAGAUAUAUGGUUAUUCGUCAAACGAAGCAGCUUCGCUCGUCGCGUCAUGGAUCCCCCCGCUUCUUCCGGCGACCGUCGUGGUUACCACGCCAGUGGUUACCAUGCCAGUGGUUACCACGCCAGUGGUUACCACGCCAGCCAAUCCCCUUCCAGUCCAUCUCACGACAUCAGGCCAUUCCCUUUCAGUGUGUCUCCUGAUGACCUUCCUUACAGUCACAUGGCUGUACAAGAACGUCAGGACACCUACAGACAGACUCAAGGACCGAGCGACUUUCAUCCAGAGCACCUUAUUUGUCAAGAUUACGGGCCUUCCGCUUCGGCUUAUAACGCGUAUCAGCGUUACGGUGACUCGAGCUUACUGGGUAGGUCACGGCCUACCGGAUAUUGCGAUCAGAUGUACUCCUCCUCGACCCAGAUACGCACGACUCCUACGCACACAGCUUCGCCACCCGAUAGGUCGCGGCCUACUGCAUAUGGCGAUCAGAUGUACUCCUCCCCUACCCAGUUACAUGACAUAAUAUGCACGUCUCCGGAGAUUCAGCAGUCUGCUGCUUACUACUCUGACCCGAGGCGGUACUCUUUUGAGGCUUGCAAUGCAAACUCGCCUGAUAUCUAUCGCGAAUCGGCGCGAGCACCGCACCGUCCAUCGCGUUCCGGAGAAAGGAGAUCCGACGGUCGACCGUUGGCCGAUUCCAUGCCCAUUCCCCCUUCCGCGUUUUCUUCCGACGGCGUCGUUUCCUCCCAGCGACAGCUGUCCGACUCAUCACCCGCGUAUUUCAGCGCCGCCGGUGGUUCCAGAAUGGACGGUGCAGCGUGGUUGAUCGGAUCCAGAUCGGGCGGUGUGGCGAAGUGGAGCGGGUCCAGAAUGGACGGUGCAGGGUGGUCGAGUGGGUUCAGAUCAGACGGCGCAGAUUGGUCCUCCCAGCCGCCGACGAUGCCGCUUGAGAGGACUCUGACCGACCCGCGGUGCUUAAGCUGGCUCGAAACCCCCGCCGGGAAUGGUGACUAUAUCAAUGGAAGAAGCGGCGGGCCGCUCGGCGAUCGACCUUGCGUCUACCACGAAGGGCGAGCCGGUCUAGGCGGCGCUGGAGGUGGUAGUACUAUGGGGGCGUCCUUAACUCGCAGCGCCAGUAGCACCGGGAUACCGGACUAUUCCAUCCAAUGGGCCCGCAGCGGCGGUGACGGCGGAUUUGGCGGCAGUGGUAGUGGCGGCGGCUGUAGCGGCGGCAACGGUGGCGGUAUAAUCGGCGGCGCUUGUCAUGUCAACAGCAGCGGUGUCGGUUAUGGCGGUUUUGGCGGCGGGAACAGCGGGGAUGCUGCAUGGGGCGGCGCAACAGUCGCUUGCGUCAAUCGCAGUGGGGGUGAUGCGCUAGGGGAGCGCGCACCAGGCUUAAACAUGGGGGAUCCCCCGUUUUGCGCUGAUGCGGGGAGCAACCAGACUCCCCCAGGCGCGGACCCGGGGAGCUUCCAGAAGCAGCCGUUCCGAAUGAACAGCCUCCCUCGCGCACGCGGGGUGCGCCUCCCGCGCGAUGAGACGGGGCCGGCCUUUAUCGAGUCAGCUUGUAGCGGGCCAGCCGUGGAUGGAAUGCAUUUCACCGAAAGUUUUGAGGAGAGGAGGGGGGUGGGCGAUGGACGGGAAGGUGCCGAGACUUACUCGCAGCCGAACUCAGGGGUUGGAAUGGUGUGCAGUGGAUCGGAGGGAGGAGCAGAGGGGGUUGGGAGGAUAUGCACUGGAGGGGAGAGACGAGCAGGGGGGUUGGAGGAGGUGCCUAGAUUCACUCGCAGCCGAACCGAGGGGAGGGAUGCUGGUGAUGGUGAUGGUGAUGGUGAUGGUGAUGGUGAUGGUGAGGGUAGCAGCGGCGGCAAUUGGGGGGUCGGUGUCAGACAAACUGCCCCAGGGAUUGUCGGCCACGGCAGCGAAAUGGGCUUUAAGAACGGACGUGGCCGCGGCAGUGCAGCCAGUGGUGGCAGUGGAAGCAGUGGCGGCAGUGGCGGCAAUGGCAGUGACGGUGGCGGCAGUGGCAGUGGUGGCAGUGGCAACGUCGGCAGAGGCGGCAGUGAGGGAAUGCGUGGCUUCACUAAGCACUUCGAGAGGCUCAGAGCUGCGAAACAGCGCGAGAAGGAGCAGCAGGUGGGGGCGCGGCAGGGGGGGGAACAGCAGGCGGGGGGUCAGCAGACGCAGGGGCAGCAGGGGCAGCAGGGGCAGCAGGGGCAGCAGGGGCAGCAGGGGCAGCAGGGGCAGCAGGCGCAGCAGGGGCAGCAGGCGCAGGGGCAGCAGGCGCAGGGGCAGCAGGCGCAGGGGCAGCCUCGUACUCAUUGUAAGUCACUGAGUGGGACUCUACAGCGGAUAGCAACUGUAGCCGCUGCUGCCUCUGCUGAUACUUCCGCUUCUGCCGCUUCUCCUUCCCCACUACUCCUCAACCCCGCCCCCCCUCUCUCCCACACUCUCUCGCACACUCCCUCGCCGACUCUCUCACCCACUCUCUCACCCACUCUAUCACCCACUCUAUCACCCCGCGCCUCACUCCCUCCCUCUUCCCCUACCCCUCUCAGCCCCUCGUCCUCCCCCUCAAUCCCGCCCCUCUCUUCCACCCUUAAAGCCUCCUCCUUACUCCGACGACCUGGCACCGUUCCCCUCGCUUCCCCUUCCGCCCUUCCCCGCGCCUCCCCCUCCGCCCUUCCCCGGACGCCCCACUCUUCCCCCAGAUGCCCCUCCCCCGAAUCCGCCUCCCCUGGCCUCCCCUGCCCGCGCUCCCACCCAGGCUCAAGUCAGGGCAAGCCUCGCACGUCCCCCUUGCUACGGUCGCUAGGCUCGGGUACUUUCGCCAACGUAUAUUCUUUUAGUCUGUGGCAAGAAGGGCACGAGGAGGAGGGGCAGGAGAGGGAGGAGCAGGAGGAGGAGGGGCUUUUGAGUCGACCGAAAGGCUCGGGUACUUCUAACAACGCGUACUCGUUUAGUUUGUGGCAGGAAGGGCAGGAUAAAGUGGGGCAGAAAAAGGAGGGCGGGCAGGAGGAAAAAGAAGGGGAGGAGCAGAAGGGGGAGAAGGAGAAGGUGCAGCAGGAGGAGCCGGAGGAAGGGGGAAGAGAGAGGAGCGAGAGGCGUGAGCAGCAGCAGCAGCAGCAGCAGCAGCAGCCAAGCAUCUCACCAGCGCGUCUCUCUAUCCGCUCCUCUCCCAAGAUCCGACCCUUGAUUAACCCCUCCUCCUCUCCAGAGUCCCCCAAGCCUCGGAACUACCCUCUGCUGCGCUCCCCUGGGUCGGUAACCCGCUUGACCCUUCAGCCGACCCAAAGGUCGCCUCCUCGCCUGUUGCGCUCCCCUGGCUCUGAAAGGCGCUUGGCCCUUGAGCUCACCGAAAGGUCGCCUCCUCAGCUUCUGUGCUCCCCUGGAACAGCCAGGCAUUUCACCCUGACUAGAAAAUCAGCCCUUGCGGGGCAGGAGGAGGGGCAGAACGGGCAGGUGGAAGCGAGAGAUGCGGAGAGAGGGGAGGUGGAAGGGGAAGAUGAUACGAAUGGAAUGGGGGAGAGAGGGGAGCGUGGACAGAUGGAGAGAGAGGGGGGGGAAGGGGGAGAGUACGAGAAUGGAGUGAGGGAGAGAGGAGUGGGGGUGAGAGAGGUGGAGAGAGUGGAAGCGGAAGAGCAGCGCACGCCCAAGGGGUUCUCAGGGUUCUUUGAGGAGCUCAAGAGGAAACGGCUUGCAGAGAAGCAGCAGCAGCAGCAGCAGCUCGCAGGCUUGGAAGCAGGCUCGGGGGCAGGCUUGGGGGCGGUCGAUGAGACAGGUUUGGACGAGAGGGGUGGUGAAAGAGGGAGGGACGAACAGGCCGAAGGACAAGUAUGCCCCCAUCCCCAUGCCCCUCCGCCCCGCCUUGACCCUUCCCAGCCCGGUGCCCCCUUGCAUCACCAGCACCACCAUCCCCUACCGACAGACGAACCCCUUCAUCAAGUGUCGUCUGAGUUUCCCCAUAGGGCCGACGGACCCCCUCGCCAUGCCCCAGGGCAGCAGAGCCAGGAUCUGCAGAACACGCUGCCCGGAUCAUUGUUGCGAUUAGGGUUGGUGGGGCUGGGAGCGGGGCUGGAGCUAGAUGCAGAGGGGCAGGAAGACGCAGAGGGGCCAGAGGAGUUUGGUUUCCAGGGGUCGCUGGAUGGAGGCGGCUAUAGUGCCACGUUCGGUAGGCCUAGCAGCAGCAGCCGCAUUCGCAGAGGGGCCAGAGGGGCAGAGGGCGCAGAGGCCCCAACGUCAGAAGGCGCAGCAGAGGAGCCAGAGGAGUUUGGUUUCCAGAGGUCGCUGGAUGGAGGCGGCUACAGUGCCGCGUUCGGUAGGCCUAGCAGCAGCAGCCGCAUCUGCAGAGGGGCCAGAGGCGCAGAGGGCGCAGAGGGCACCAAGACCCCAUCAUCAGAAGGCGCAGCAGAGGAACCAGAGGAGUUUGAUUUCCAGGGGUCGCUGGAUGGAGGCGGCUAUAGUGCCACGUUCGGUAGUCUCAGCAGCAGCAGCCCUGGCAGCAACACGUUUAGUGGGUUCAGCAGCAGCAGCAGCAAUCACAGUACCAGCAGCACCAUCAGCAGCCACACUGCCCCUGCUGCCCUGUUUCCUCCAGCUGCUGCUGCUGGCCCUGCUGCUGCUGCUUCCAGUGACUUAGCUUCGGCUAGUGCAGGAGCAGCAGGGACAGGACGCAUCCCCAGGGCCACUACCAUCCAACGAGGUAACGCCUCCCCCAGACGCAGCCCUGCAGGUAACGCCUCUCCCAGACUCAGCCCUGCAGGUAACGCCUCCCCCAGGCGCAGCCCUGCAGCACCAGGCAUCGUUUCUUGGUCUGCUGGUGCUGGUGGUGCUGGUGCUGCUGGUGAUGCUGAUACUGCUGCUGAUGGUGCUGCCGACACUGCUGCCACAAGCAGUUCUUCCCCCCUCCCAGUCCAGGAAAUCUCUUUCUGCCUGGGAAUCGCGACCAAAGCAACAAAAACGGCGGGUACUGCUGGUACUGUUGGUACUGCUGGUACUGUUGGUACUGCUGGUACUGUUGGUACUGUUGGUACUGCUGGUACUGCCGGUACUGUUGGUACUGUUGGUACUGCUGGUACUGUUGGUACUGCUGGUACUGCUGAUACUGUUGGUACUGUUGGUACUGCUGGUACUGCUGAUACUGCUGGUACUGUUGGUACUGUUGGUACAGCUGGUUCUGCUGUUGGUGAUGAUGGUGCUGCCGAGAAUGCUGCUACUGGCCUUCCUCCCACGCUCCCAAUCCAAGAAAUCUCUUUCUGCCUGGGAAUCGCCGCCUACGCAACAAAAGCAGCAGACGCAGCAGGUGCUGUUGGCUCCUCGCCCCCCCGUUCCCCCAGGAGUUUUCCCAGAGAUAUCCCCAGGGGCAAUAGCGCAUCUUUUAAGAUGUGGACACCUGAGGUGGACCCUGAGGCGGCUCAGAAGAGCAGGAUAGAGAACCUGCAAAAGCACCUGAUGGGGCUUCAGGUGCACGGGCUUGUCACUGUUGCUGGUGAUGGUGGUGGUGAUGGUGGUGCUGUUGCUGCUGCUGGUGAUGCUGCUGCUGUUGCCACUCCUAUUGCUGCUCCUGCUGCUGACGUUGCUGCUGCUGCUGCUGGUGAUGCUGCUGCUGCUGCUGUCAAUGUAGCCUCUAGUGCAGCAGCACAAGCGCCACUAGCACGGACUUCAUCAGGGCGAGGCUUAGACGCCAAGCUGAGGGAUUUGGCUAGAGUAGCGUCAGCUGCAGCGACUGUAGUGGUGCCCACAGCAACGCUAACAACAGCUGCUAACCCUGCUGCUGCUGCUGGAAAUGUAAGGUCUGGCGCAGCAGCACAAGCACCACUAGAGCGGGCAGCAUCAGGGCGCGGCUUGGACGCCAAGCUGAGGGAUUUGGCCAGAGUAGCGUCAGCUGCAGCAACUGCAGCCAUGCCCACUGCAACAACAACAACAACACCAACAGGAGCUGCUAGCCCGGCUGCUGCUGCUUCUCCUGCUGAUACUCGUGCUGCUAACCCGGCAGCAGCUGCUUACCCGGCUGCUGCUGCUGCUUCUCCUAGGAGAAAGCUUGACACGUCAGCAGGAGGAGCAGCAAUGACACGAGCAUCCCCAGGGAGGGAUCUGGACUCGAGGCUGAGGAGUCUGGCCCGAGCGGCCUCAGUUGCAACGGCGACAGCAGCUGCAUCUACAGCAGCAGGAGCAGUGGGAGCACGGCCAGAGACGCUUGCAAGGGCACAGACAGCAUCAGCAACCUCUAUUGCAUCAACAGUAGCAGCAGCGGCAGCGGCUGAGAAAGCCCAAGGGAAGAGUGGUAAGACCAGCAGCAGCAACAUCAGCAGCAGCAGCAUCAGCGGCAGCAGCAUUGGCCAGAACGACUGGGGAAGCAAACGGAGUGUGGAAAAAGCAUCGUCCCUGCCCUCUUAUUCACCUACUCCCUCUUAUUCACCAACGUCACUGGGAGCUCUCGACUUAGUACCGUCCAACAAACCACCGAUUUCAGAGCUCGCUGCAAGCGGCGAUGACAGGUACUACAACCAGCAGCAGCAGCAGCAACACAACCACAAGCACCUCAACAACCAGCAGCAUCAGCAGCAGCAGCAGCACGAGAGGCAUGGGUUGAGGGAGCUCUCGAGCUCCUAUGGAGGGGAGAGUGCGUUCUCUGCAGAGUGGGACUCUGAAAGUGGCGAUCAUUUGAGUCACGUUCCCCGUAGUCACAGCAGGCGGCCAGAGGGAGGGGGAGGAGGGGGAGGAGGGGGAGGAGGGGGGGGAGGAGGGAUGAGCACCCUGAAGCAUUUAUUUGGGGCAUUGAGGCUCAAGAGGGCACCGUCUAGCAGGAGUGUGCGAUUGGACGUGAGGGAAACCCAGUCCCAUGAUCCGACAUUGGCUAGGCGCAAAUCCCAGUUCUCCUGAGUGCAAGAGGCCUUGCUUUGAGGCAUGUACUUGGGGUGUGGUGCUUUGAACCAGUAACUUGGGGUGGGGUGGUGAGGCUCAAGAGGGUCCCUUCUAGCAGGAAUGAGCGCUUGGACGUGAGGGAGACCAAGUCACAUGAUCCGACAUUGGCCAGGCACAAAUCCCAGCUCUCCUGAGUCCAAGAACCCGUGCUUUGAGGCAGGUACUCAAGGUGUUGGAGGCAGUUACUCCAGGCGGGUACUGAAGAGGCUCAAGAGGGCUCCUUGAAGCAGGAGUGUGCGCUUGGGUGUGGUGUGAGGGAGACCAAGUCCCGUGACCCCUUGCUGACUAGGCACAGACCUGAAUUUUUUUCAACAAAUAUAAAUUCUCCUGAGUGUUAUAACGAUCAGGUAACUGGGUUGCUGCAAGCUUGCGUACGAGGGAAAUAUCGUCAAGUUAUUCUCCUCCGUG